Chaetomium globosum CBS 148.51 is the source of this 1038-nucleotide messenger RNA. RefSeq lists its product as uncharacterized. Gene Ontology annotation, molecular function: FMN binding. The coding region runs from base 1 to 1038 and encodes 345 amino acids. The record is from RefSeq and is a predicted model, not a curated record. NCBI's taxonomy places the organism in Eukaryota, Fungi, Ascomycota, Sordariomycetes, Sordariales, Chaetomiaceae. The transcript has 3 exons.
AUGCACGAGCGGCAGUUGAUGCCGGUUGGGAGUCCGGGCUUGGCGUAUCCUGCGUCCACCCCGGCCCGGAAACUUCUCGGUCUCAAGUCCAACCCCAAAUUCUAUCUCAACAAACGCCUCCUCAACAACACAGCCAAAAUGGCAGCCGAAAAGACCGCGGCCUGGGAGAAGUCGAUCCAGCGCAACCCCCACCCCGACUUCAAGAAAGUCGAAGCCUCCCGACCCCCGUUCGACCCCUCCACCACAUUCACCUACACCCAAACCCCCUCCCCCAACUGGCAAUUCGGGUCCGGCGCCAACUCCACCACCUCCCCAGAGGACGCCACCAAAAAGCACAUCUCGAUCGACCCGUACGAAGCGGACCGGCCCGCGGGCUUCAACUACAAACUCCUCAUCUCGGCCAUCAUCCCGCGGCCCAUCGCCUUCCUAUCCACGCGCUCCGCCGACGGCGCGAACACCAACCUCGCCGUGUUCAGCUACUUCCAGGUGAUCGGGCACGACCCGCCGCUGUUCGUGGUCGGGUUCGCGUCGGCGCUCGAGGCCGGCCGCGCCAAGGACUCGCUGCGCAACCUGCACGAGCGCGGCGAGUGCGUCAUCAACAUGGUCGGCGAGGGCUUCGUCGAGGCGGCCAACAGCACGAGCAUUAACGCGCCGUACGGGGUCAGUGAGUGGGAUGUGAGCGGGCUGACGCCCGUGUAUGAUUGUGAGACGGUGGGGUGUGCGAGAGUGAAGGAGGCAGUGUUUUCGAUUGAGGGGAAGUUGGAGAGCGUGAGGGAGUUUGAGAGUAGGGCCACGCCGGGGAAGGUGACGGCGACGUUGGCGGUUAUUGAGGGGACGAGGUUCUGGGCGAGGGAGGAUGCGGUGAAUGAGGAGAGGAAUCUUAUUGACACGAAGGUGUUGAAGCCGAUCAGCAGGUUGGGGGGGAUUACAUAUGGCCGGCAGACGGAAGCGUAUGAGCUACCACGCCCGGACUUUGAGAAGGAUCUAGGUGGGAUGGAGGGUGCGAAGAAGCUGGAGAAGAAGCAUGUUCCCAACUGA